GCUGUUGAGACAGAGAGAUAAGAGGGGUCACUCGUCUCAUCUGUGAGCUCGAUUUUUGCAUCAAUGGCUUCUUCAGCUUUAGCGAAUUUCCUAUCUAUUUUCACACCAUUAAAAGCUCCAACACAACCGUCCAAAGCUCUACCGUCGCACCUCUCUCUCUCCAACGAUUCCUCAUCGAAGCACAAAGAUGCGUUUGCCCCAUUGGUUGCUUCUUCUUCAUCAUCAUCUUCUUCUUGCUCCAAUGAUUUGAUGUCUGUGGUUUGCCCAUCUCUGGCAUACGCCAACACUCUGUACUUCAAUUCGGCAUAUAACGUUCAGGUCAUCGUGGAGGACAACGAGCCGGAGGAGAAGCUACUAGGACGAUUCCGUAGAGAGGUUAUGAAGGCUGGCGUCAUCCAGGAAUGUAAGCGUCGCAGGUACUUCGAGAACAAACAAGAAGAGAAAAAACGCAAGACUCGCGAGGCUGCAAAGCGCAAUCGGCGCAGACGCACGCCUUUUAGAAACCCGAACGAUGAUAAGGUGGAAAGUGUGAACAAGAAGAGGGAAGAUGACGAUGAUAACUGGGACAUGCCUAGUGAUAGCCCUCUAAAUUAAGUUGCUCCUAUAAUGUUAUCUAUGUAACUUGUACGGCAUAUAUAUUUGUGUAGAAAUUGAUGUUCAUGGAUCGUGUUCUUUUUGAUUUAGCGUGUAUGAGAAAAUGCUAAACACAUGUUUUGUUAAAUCUUACAAGAGACUAAUCAUAUCUGUUUUAUA
Molecule: messenger RNA, 753 nt
Organism: Lactuca sativa (garden lettuce)
Lineage: Eukaryota; Viridiplantae; Streptophyta; Magnoliopsida; Asterales; Asteraceae
Gene: GHS1
Product: Ribosomal protein S21 family protein
Biological process (GO): translation
Cellular component (GO): ribosome
Molecular function (GO): structural constituent of ribosome
Source: RefSeq, a predicted model, not a curated record